CAGACAAAUCAGUCCCAUCAAAUUCACUUACUCUCAGUGACAAGAUGAAGUUCUACCUUGCCAUCCUUUUCGUAGCUGCCUGCCAGGCUUUCUCAAUCACAUCUAUGGUUGAGAAAGAAGCAUUCGAUCUCCUUAUCAAAGAAGCUACACAGGAACUGGAGCAACUUGCCGUGACAGAAAUCCAGAGUGCUCUGACCACUGACGGUAUUGAUAUUACACCAUCUGAAUUGAGUUUGAUCCAGAAACUAGCAGCCAAAUUUGGUGAAGCCCUCCGCGAAGAAGUGACCACCGUUAUCUCUCAUGUUCACAGUCUCGCUGAUCUCAAGACCAAAUUUGCUCAGAAGGUUUAUGAAAACCUUCGUGUGUCAGCCCAGAAGAUUGCAGAUGGUAUUGAAAAGGGCCCCGAAGUUACCAAGAAAUUCAUCCAUGAAUUGAUGGCAGAUAUUGAUGCCAUGGAAAAGAGCGGGCAUUUUAUUACUGAUAUCGAACAAAUGUUUGAAAGCAUCUUUGAAAAGGCUUUGGCAACUGUCAGCUACGACGUUCACCAAAAACGUGACUUGAUCGAUAUCUUCGAUAAAAUCAAUGACACACUUCGUCGUAUUGUCGGCCACCUUCACGGAAAGUUCCAUGAUUUGCACGAUUUCUUGCACCAAGCUAUUUCCAAUGGAAAAGACAAGCUGAAACCUCACAUAGAAAAUAUCAAGACUUUGGCUAAGACUUUUAUCGCCCACAUCAACGACGUCAACGCUAGAGUUGCACAGCAAGCUUUGGAAUUCUUCAAACCUUGGGCAGCUUUAUUGGGUUCCACCUGGACUACAUUGGUCAACGAUAUCCACAAACGCCUGGAGCAAUUGAAACCAACAAGCGCGCCUAUAUUCUAAGUAGAAAUGUUAAGUCAUAUACACAUAAGCAUGUAUGUUAAUAUUUGUAUUUAUUACUGAAAAUAUAUUUGAAGAAUCUGCCGAAUAAAUAUGUAAACAAAAUCCUGA
Molecule: messenger RNA, 989 nt
Organism: Octopus sinensis (East Asian common octopus)
Lineage: Eukaryota; Metazoa; Mollusca; Cephalopoda; Octopoda; Octopodidae
Exons: 8
Coding region: 45-881 (278 amino acids)
Source: RefSeq, a predicted model, not a curated record